Messenger RNA from Rotaria sp. Silwood1, 1650 nucleotides. Lineage: Eukaryota; Metazoa; Rotifera; Eurotatoria; Philodinida; Philodinidae. The record is from the annotation of a GenBank genome assembly.
AUGUCAACGUCAUUUUAUGAUCAAAUGAAUGGUCUAACCGACAACUUAGAUGUAUCACCACUCGAUGAAAGCGCGUUAGAUUCAAGUUCAGUGAAUAAUCUUGUUCCAGAGUUAACUUCAGGAAGAAAAAUAGUUCAAGAAUAUAAUCUUAAAAAAACUCAAUUAGCAUUUACGAUUGGUAGAAAAAAAAAUAUCGAAGACAAAUUUCCAACAAUUCUUGAUCUUGGUUUAACGAUCUAUUCGGAAGAAAUGGUGGAAGAUGCUGAGAAAGAGAUAGUUGAAGACACUAGACCUACUGAAUCAGUCGUACAGUCCCAUUCGCCACCACCUGAUUGUCGUAUGUACAAAUAUGCACCACGAUAUGGUUAUACAACAGGCAAAGAAGAGGUGCUUAUUUUUUAUACCAAAAAACUUGAAGAAAACAAAUAUGGAAAUUUACAAAUUACAUUUCAAUAUGACACAUCUAAUAUUGGAUCGCAAACAUCAUUUGCCGCUACUGAUAUCGAAGUUAAAGGUCAAAUGGUAUCAUUUAGAACACCAUUGUUUCCAUAUUCUAUUAAUGAACCUACACCUGUCAAAAUAAUAUUACAACAAAAAGAAAGAAUGUUAGAAACAUUAAGAUAUUUUUAUGUUCCAACCUCACAAUGUUCUACUUGUCAAGCAAACGCAAUGAAAAAUCCAGAGCCAUUUAUAUACAAUAUGUCAAAUAAACGCAUGAAACCUAGUCUAUGGCCCAAUGACGAUGUAGCUGAUGCUUUUGUACCUGUUUGCGAAAGUGAAACUGACUUGCAACAAUCAACAUCAGAACCGGAAUCACAGUCAGCUCUCAGCCCAUCAAAUUCAGUGUCUCAAUCUUCAAUCAAUACUAAUCAAACAACCUCUACUCAACAGCUUUUGGAUAAACUUUCAGAUGAUGUUGUAAAAUUAUUUACUGAAAACGAUUCUAAACCAAUUUUACGGUUCUGUCGACCAUUUAUUGCAAAACGCCCUGAAUUACUUCAUAUGGCUAUUCAGAAUAAUCGUUCUGAUCUUCCAUCAAAAUUUAUUUCUAUUGCGAAGUUUGAUUUACUUAAACAAAAAAAUGAGUUAGGUGAAACUGUACUGUUACAUGCUACACGCCUCAAUCGUAUCGAUAUUGUCCAAGCUCUCCUGGAAAAAAACGACUUCGAUAAACUGCUCGAAGAUAUCAAUAGUAGAAAACAGAAUAUUUUUCAUAUUCUUGCAAUGAAUAUAAAUUCUCAAGAUAUACUUGAUCUAGUAGUUGAACAUCUGGUGAAAAAAUCAAUCAAUAUUUCAGAGAAGUUUGAUCAUGUCGAUGAUGAUUAUCAUACACCAUUACAAUUAGCUAUUAUAAAGAGUAAUCUUUCAGCAACACGUCAGUUUUUGAAACAUUUUAAUAAAACUGUAUGCGACAACAAUAAUAAUAGGGGUGAUAAUCUUAUUCAUCUUGCUGUACGUUAUAGUGAUUUAGCAAUGCUAAAAUUAUUACUCGAUGAUGGAAAACUAAUGGAGCAAGGCACUCAAUCGAAUUUAACGAUGACACCACUUGAACUGGCUCGAUCAAUGAAACGAAACGAUAUGAUAGAAUAUUUCAAUGAAAUAUACUGUCAACCGGAAGUCGAUGAAAACGAUAGUUCAGAAGAUGAGUAA